AUGUCGACCGCAGUUGCAUCCGCAACUAUGGCUCCGAUGUCCUCACCACAUACCACCCGCGGCUCAAGCCCGAAGAACUGCCCAACCCUGGCUCCUCUAGGCGGCGUUCCGGCGAAUUCCUCUCCGUCCCGGAUGUCAACCAGCUCACACGAUGGCCCAGCCAAAGGGACACCCGAGAACAAAGAUCCGUCGUCUCCGUCGCAAGGUAGCGCCGGCUCUAAGGUCACUGUGAAGAAGGAACCGCCUUCGCCGCCGCGCAUGCAGAGUGAGGGCCGUAGGCCCAAACGUUUGGACCUGUCGAGCUUGUCAAACAACCGACCGUCAUCGAGCGGCCUCCAGGUGCGCCCGCCGGGAGGGCCCAUGACUGCCCGGGAGGGUAUCAUGCACAACGUGGGUCUGGCCUGUCUAUCACCCGGCUUUCAGACCGAUGAUCCCGCGAGGAAAGAGCAACUGCAGCGCAGCAUGUCCGUACGGGAGCAGCAACGGUCAAUCAUCGAGGCGCGUUUGCAGAAGUCGGCCAAGGAUGAUGGCCCGGACGGGGUCAAGCCGUCCGAGUCGAGAUUCAUGGCGAUGCCCAAGUCCGGUUCCAAGCGACGGCCUCCUCCCGGUCUUUCCAUCGUCCCUCCGUCCGCUUCUCAGUUCGCCAACGAGCGUGUGAUUCAAUCUGCCCCGCUGAACCAGACUUUCACCCGAUAUCAACCACAUCCCUUGACCCGCCAUGUAGCCAACCAGAGCCCGACACUGGGUUCGACAUCGCAUAUGCAUCACGUUCCCGCCACCCAGACGAACAAUCGCCUUCCUCCCCUCUCCGACGUCUUUGGCUCCGAUGCGUUGGGCCGCGACCGAGAUCGCCCCAGUCUGUACCCGAAUGCAUCCAGUACCAACUCGUCCCAGUCCAAUCUGGCUCCAUUGCCAUCGCCCGGUUUGCCCGGAAACAUGUCCCAGACUCCUACUCGGCCGCGCGAGUACCGCUCCGCUGAGGAGGCAGUCCAGGAGAUGUCCGGUGGACGGGACGAGCUGCUUCCCCGUAUUGUGCACUACGGAGGCCACCAACCGCCCACCCCCCCAUCUCCGCAUGCUGGUCAUGCGCCCCCCAAGACCGCACCCUUGAUCAGUGAAACGACCCCCAGCGCACCCCCAGCUCCUCCGAUGUACUCCACCGAUAGUACUGCCCGCCGUCGCCCUCGAAGCGAGUAUGAACAGGACAACGGGAGUCCUCCACUGGGUCAUGGUCCUGAUUCUCACUACCGGCCUAACCCUGCUGCGACCAUGGGACCAAACUCGACUUUCCCCGGUCCCUUCGGCGCAGGCAGGGACUCGCCGGAGACUCAGCGGAGGAAGAAGGAAGAGUUCCUUGGCUUAUGUGCACGGGCUUGGGAUUUGUUCCAUUCUUGA
Messenger RNA from Penicillium canariense, 1395 nucleotides. RefSeq lists its product as uncharacterized. The transcript is spliced from 2 exons. The record is from RefSeq and is a predicted model, not a curated record. Bases 1 to 1395 code for a protein of 464 amino acids. Lineage: Eukaryota; Fungi; Ascomycota; Eurotiomycetes; Eurotiales; Aspergillaceae.